Sarcophilus harrisii (Tasmanian devil) is the source of this 1823-nucleotide messenger RNA. RefSeq names its product ER membrane protein complex subunit 9 (gene EMC9). Bases 336 to 956 code for a protein of 206 amino acids. Gene Ontology annotation, cellular component: EMC complex. NCBI's taxonomy places the organism in Eukaryota, Metazoa, Chordata, Mammalia, Dasyuromorphia, Dasyuridae. The transcript has 5 exons. The record is from RefSeq and is a predicted model, not a curated record.
GAGGCGGGAGGAGCGCGUUUGACGCUCCGGGAGCUGUCAUUGGGGACGCUUCAGGGGGCGGAGCGGGACGGGCGGAGGGAGCCCGAGUGACAGCUCCGCCUGAAGGAGCCGGCCUGGCGGAGAUUCGGGCCGAGCCCCAGCGGGGAGGGCGGUGUGGCGCUAACGGGACGCCGGGGGGCUGAAGGGUGGCUGAGGGAGGAGGGAGCCCCGAGGCCCUGGCCGACGGCGCGCGGGCGGGGCAAGGGAGGAAGGGCCGGGGUCGGCAGGCGGGCAGAGGCCGGGCUGACUCGUGGUUCCCGAGACCCCCUUUGGACCCCAGCCCUAGCCGGCGGACAAUGGGAGAGGUAGAGAUCUCGGCCCGGGCCUACGUGAAGAUGUGCCUCCACGCCGCGCGCUACCCGCACGCAGCUGUCAACGGGCUGCUGCUGGCUCAGGCGCCGCAGGCGGGGGGCUGCCUGUGCCUCAGUGACUGUGUGCCUCUCUUCCACAGCCACCUGGCCCUCUCCGUUAUGCUGGAGGUCGCCCUUAACCAGGUAGAUGUGUGGGGCGCCCAGGGCAGUUUGGCGGUGGCAGGGUACUACCAUGCCAAUGCGUCACUGAAUGACCAGAGCCCCGGGCCCCUUGCCCUGAAAAUUGCUGGCCGAAUUGCUGAAUUUUUCCCUGGUGCAGUACUCAUCAUGUUAGAUAAUCGGAAACUGGUACCCCAGCCUCGAGUGCCCCCUAUCAUUGUCUUGGAGACUCGUGAUCGACGCUGGGUCCCCAAAGACAAGAACCUGGUGAUGUGGCGGGAUUGGGAAGAGUCAAGGCAGCUCCUUCGAGCAUUACUGGAAGACCGGGCCCACCGACUUCUCGUUGACUUUGAUGCCCACCUCGAUGAUAUCCGGCGUGACUGGACCAAUCAACAGCUUAAUACUGAAAUUUCCCAGUGGGUUGCUGCUGCCAAUGGAAGUGCCUGAACUGGGCCAGAGGGCUGGGCUAGAACCUUAAAUAAAAACACUGGGGAGUGAUGUGACAAAAUUUAUUGGUGCCCAGAAGGCAAGGUAUGGAUGAGAUGGGAAGUUCUAAAUGGAAGCUGAUCUGUGGCAAAACAGAUAAUCCUAGUUAAGGAGCAAUGGAGAAGGCAGGCAGGCUCUGUUUUUCAGUAGAUCAUUCCUUUUGUGUCUCCCCUGGGCUUCUUGAUCUUCUCAAAGUUCUUCAGGAUGAUGUCAUAUAAUACAGCCUGCAUAUCCAAGGAGGAAGGGGGUGGGAGUUAUUUGGAACCCUUAGCAGAGGCUCUUUAAUGGCUUUCUAAUCUAAGUAGGAGUUUAUUUUUAUUUCCUCUCUCAUGCCUCCCUGGGUACACUUCAUAAAACAUUUGUCCUGAAAUUACUGUUGUUUGCCUCCACAUCAAUCUUCCCUAUUUUGCCUAUGCUCUUCCACCAAACAAAUUCCAGAAUCUAGUUCCUUACAUAAGUAUUUCGGAUCUCCAUGACCAUCAAUCUUGUCUCUCCAUACUGUGCUUCAUCCAGUUCAUGAACCAGCUGUCGGUAGUCACCCUGUGAAGACUUCAGGGUUAGUUCUUCAUACUGGCCUUAUCUAAUGCCCCUCCUGCUCUUCCCAGUGUCAAUCCGAGGGGCUUCUUCCUGAAUAAUGCCUCCCUACCCACUCUGGACCUACUUUCUCACUCACCACAUGGGGCUGCUUUGCUGCUUUAGCCACUGCAUCACCCCUUUCAGAGAAGUAUCUAGAAAGGAAUAAGAAAAGUUAUGGGAUGUUUGAGAAAGUAAUGCUCCUUAUCAGGGGUAAACAGAGGAGAGUUAAAAAAAAAAAAAAAAAAAAAAAAA